AUCAGUCCAGCUGCACGGAGGAAAGAAGCAGCAGAAGAAACCUGAGGAGGAAACGCUUUCAGAUAUUUGGAUGGGAUUCAAACCAUAAAGGAUAUUUUCAAAAAUGCAGAAAUAAGGAAAAAAAUCUUUGCAUGGCAGUGCUUCUGAACAGUGAUUUCAUUUCAUCUGUCUCAACAGAGCAAAAAGUGACUCUAUACUUAACAGAUUUUUAAACUUUUUUAAUUUUAAAAUAUUUUCCAAAGUCAUGGACUUCACUCUGACGGCUGUUGUUUACAUCCUGAUCAUCACACCAUGCACGGUUGACUCAACUCAUCCUGAGUGUUCCAUCGUUUUACAUCUACUAAACAAAGAAAAUGAGUGUAAACUCAAAAUGCAGACUGCAGCUGCUGCAUCACUUCAUUCAAGCAGUAAUAAAACUGCAGGUUGUGAGAUGCAGUGGGAUGGAGUGAGCUGUUGGCCGACUGCCUCUGAAGGAGAAACCGUCUCCGUCCACUGUCCUCUGCUGCUGCCGCUGAAGCCUAGAACUCCUCCAGCUCUCAUCAGCAGGAACUGUACAGCUGCAGGAUGGAGCAAACCGAGUCUGCCGUACUACAAAGCCUGUUACCAUGAAGCUUAUGAGCAAGAUGAAGACGUGGGGAAAGAGAAAAAUUACUUUGAUACUCUGCGGCUGAUCUACAGUUUCGGAUACGGAGUGUCUCUGGCUGCUCUGCUCGUUGCCGUUCUGGUUUUCUGCUGUUUCAGGAAGCUGCUCUGCACACGCAACUACAUCCAUCUAAACCUGUUUGUGAGCUUCAUACUUAGGAGUCUUGCUGUGCUCAUCAAAGAUGCAGUGCUGUUUGCAGACAAAAGCAUGGACCACUGCACAGCGUCCACAUUCCAGUGCAAAGCCGCAGUGACCUUCUUCCAUUUCUGCGUUCUGUCGAACUUCUCGUGGCUUCUGGUUGAAGGUUUGUACCUGCAGACGCUGCUGCUGCUCACCUUCACCCAGACCAGGAGGCUGCUGUGGAUCUACGGCGUCCUCGGCUGGGGUUCUCCAUGGGUGACCAGUGUGAUCUGGGUCCUCCUGAAGACACAGCUGGAAGAUGAAGGCUGCUGGGACAACCUGGAGAGCCGCUUGUGGUGGAUAAUCAAGAUUCCCAUUCUGCUGUCCAUCUUUAUAAACCUCCUGAUCUUCCUGAACAUCAGCAGGAUCAUUGUUCAGAAGAUGAAGGCAAGAAAUACAAACCAAAGUGAGACACGAGUGUACAGGACUCUGGUUCGCUCCACUCUGCUCCUCAUCCCCCUCUUCGGUCUCCACUAUGUGCUGUUCGCUCUGAUCCCAGAAAAUGUUGGCGUGAGGCCUCGGCUCUACCUGGAGUUAGUUUUAGGCUCAUUCCAGGGUUUUAUCGUUGCCGUGUUGUACUGCUUUCUGAACGGAGAGGUCCAGAAAGAAAUACAGAGAGGGAUGAGAAGAUGCUGUCCAGAGACUAAAACCAGCGCCAUCAAUCCGCCAACCCAAGAGGAUGUUCCCUGAUGUCAAAAUAAAGGACAUAAACCCAGCUUUCACACUGGUAAAUUUCAGUCUCUAGUGAUUUAACUGUAAUGCCUGCACAAGUUUUUCAUACUGGUUGUGUUUCAAGUUUUUCCUGCACCAUCAUGGUUCAGUAUUUUAAAAAUAUCCUCUUUUAACUCAGUUGUAAAGCUUCAUCUAAUAACUUUUCAGACAACAGAGCUGCUUCUAAACACCUGAAAGUCACUUAAACUCAUCUAAUGCCACAAAUGCACUGUGACAUACAGAUGUUUAUUUACCAGCAGAUGCUAUUAAAUACAACAGAUUAUACAAAAAGAGAUCAAUAUUUGACGUUUACUGUAUUAUAAUUAUACUUCAUCACUAACUGCACAUUGGUAUCUGCACAGAAAGAUUGUUUUGUCUGUAAAUGCAUCCAGUAUUUUUACAAUUAAGUACAGUGUGUUAAUUUAAGUGAAUGUCUGAUGUUAUGUUG
This is a messenger RNA of Amphiprion ocellaris (clown anemonefish), 1982 nucleotides long. RefSeq names its product growth hormone releasing hormone receptor 2 (gene ghrhr2). The transcript is spliced from 13 exons. The record is from RefSeq and is a predicted model, not a curated record. Gene Ontology annotation, biological process: cell surface receptor signaling pathway; adenylate cyclase-modulating G protein-coupled receptor signaling pathway. Lineage: Eukaryota; Metazoa; Chordata; Actinopteri; Pomacentridae. The coding region runs from base 245 to 1513 and encodes 422 amino acids. Gene Ontology annotation, cellular component: plasma membrane. Gene Ontology annotation, molecular function: G protein-coupled peptide receptor activity; peptide hormone binding.